AUGAAAACUAAACCACUAAGUCAAGAUCCAGGCUCCAAACGUUAUGCCUAUCGUGUAAACAAAGAAGAAAAUAGGAAAGAAUUGAAACAUGUCAAAAUUGAUGAAACCACAUUACCAAAAAAAUCCAAUGGCAAAAAAUCAUCCCUAAUGGAAUUACCAAAGAAAAGAUUUUAUCGUCAAAGAGCUCAUUCAAACCCAUUCUCUGAUCAUCAAUUAGAAUACCCAAAAUCUCCAUCUGAUAUGGAUUGGUCUAGACUAUAUCCAUAUUAUAAAGAUGAAUCCACCGGAAAGAUGACCAAUAAAGUUACCAUUGCUGAUAUUGGUUGUGGAUUCGGUGGUCUUCUUAUUGAUUUAUCCCCCAAGUUCCCGCAGGAUUUAAUCUUAGGGAUGGAAAUUCGUGUACAAGUGACCAACUAUGUGGAAGAUAGGAUCAUUGCUUUGAGAAAUAACAACGUUACUAAACAAGGUUAUCAGAAUAUUAAUGUAUUAAGAGGUAAUGCUAUGAAAUUCUUACCAAAUUUCUUUGAAAAGGGACAAUUAAACAAGAUGUUCUUUUGUUUCCCUGAUCCUCAUUUCAAACAGAGAAAACAUAAGGCUAGAAUCGUUACUACCACUUUGUUGAGUGAAUAUGCUUAUGUGUUGAAAGAAGGUGAAGGUGUCGUAUAUACUAUCACUGAUGUUGAGGAUUUACAUCUUUGGAUGGUCAAACAUUUAGAGGCACAUCCAUUGUUUGAAAGGUUAGAUGAAGAAUGGGAGAAAAAUGAUGAAUGUGUUCAAAUAAUGAGAAAUGCUACUGAAGAAGGUAAAAAAGUGGAAAGAAAGAAAGGUGCUAAAUAUAUCGCAUGCUUUAGAAGAAUAUCAAAUCCUGAAAUCAUCAUAUAA
Molecule: messenger RNA, 882 nt
Organism: Naumovozyma dairenensis CBS 421
Lineage: Eukaryota; Fungi; Ascomycota; Saccharomycetes; Saccharomycetales; Saccharomycetaceae
Gene: TRM8
Product: tRNA (guanine46-N7)-methyltransferase
Exons: 1
Coding region: 1-882 (293 amino acids)
Biological process (GO): tRNA methylation; RNA (guanine-N7)-methylation
Cellular component (GO): tRNA methyltransferase complex
Molecular function (GO): tRNA (guanine(46)-N7)-methyltransferase activity
Source: RefSeq, a predicted model, not a curated record